This is a messenger RNA of Solanum pennellii, 732 nucleotides long. RefSeq lists its product as uncharacterized. NCBI's taxonomy places the organism in Eukaryota, Viridiplantae, Streptophyta, Magnoliopsida, Solanales, Solanaceae. The transcript has a single exon. The record is from RefSeq and is a predicted model, not a curated record. The coding region runs from base 37 to 492 and encodes 151 amino acids.
UUGCUCCAAAACCAAAAAAUAACAGAGAAAAAAAAAAUGGUUCUCCUAACACCACCACGAACUCCGGCCAGAGCUGCGACGGCGAUAGCCGGCUCAUCGAAGCGGCUUAUGCUGAAUUUUAUCGGUUCGAUGUCUUUGUUAGCUUUGUGGUUGAAAAAAGCAAGCCGAGGAAUUAAAACUCAAAAACUCGGGAGCGAUUCGCCCAAAUCGCCGCUUGCGAAGCCGAAGAAGUUCCUCGCGACGAUUAGUAGCAAAGCGGUUAAUCUGAGGCAUAAGAAGAAGGCGGAAAGAGAGCUUGUUGAUGAGGAUUUCGGCGAUGGAGGACUUUGGCAGAGGGGGAUUUUGAUGGGAGAUAAAUGUCAGCCGUUGGAUUUCUCCGGCGUGAUUUAUUACGAUAGUGAAGGGAAUCGAUUGCAGGAGGUUCCGAUGAGAUCUCCGAGGGCGAGUCCGAUGCCGAAUUAUCUUAAUUACGCUUCACCCAAAGUGAAUUAGAGAGAGAAAGUAUCAGUUAGUUGAUGCUCUGUUUUUAGGCAUGUAGUUUUUGUUCGUCAGUUUUCUCUCUGUUUUACAGCUUAAACUUUUUUUAAAGUUUUAAUGUUUGUUUGGUUUGGGCUAAUUACAAAAGAGAUGGUGGAUAUAUGAACUAGCUGUCCUAAUUUUCUAUUAAUCUGGUGAAAGAUACUGUAUAAAAAGGUUUUGAAUUUGGUGGAAUAAACUGAAUUUGGGCUAUUA